AUGCUCGCUCCAGCCGGUCCAGGUGCCGAGGCCGAGCCUGAGCGGAUCCGCGCUGGCGAGCACGAGAAGGCGGUAGGCCUCGGCAAGCACGGCGAGCUGCCAGAGCCGACAGUCAAGGCGGCAGACGAGGAGAGCCUCAACUUCAACUCCAUCCUCAAGGGGAGCGCGGCGAGCCGCUUGACCCUUUUCGAAAAGAAGGCCGCACUCAUCAAUGCUGAGCUCGAUCGGUUCGGCUUCGGACGCUACCAGAUCUGUAUUUGGUUCCUGUGUGGCUUUGGAUAUUUUCUUGACUUGGCCUGGGCCCAGGGCGUUGGAUUGGUCGCCUCGGCAGUGUACCAGGAGAUGGGUGUGGUCGGCAAUACUGGUCUCAUCUUCACCAUGUCCAACGCUGGGCUUGCCAUCGGCGCUCUGUUCUGGGGUCUGCUGGCAGAUGUGAUCGGUCGAAAGUGGUCGUUCAAUUUGACGUGCUUGAUCACCUCCGUUUUCGGCAUGCUCAUCGCUGCGCCUCGAUACAACUACCCGGCGGUCUGCGGCAUCUACUUUUUGGCCAGUCUUGGUCUCGGGGGGAACAUCCCCAUCGACGCUACUAUCGCGCUCGAGUUCCUCCCGCAAAAUCGCCGCUUCCUUGUCUCCCUUUUGUCCAUCUGGCAACCCAUCGGGGUGGUGGUCGCUUCGGCAAUCGCCUUCGGUACCCAGGAACGGUAUCGAUGCGACGCAGGGCUUCCGUCUUGUGUCGUCGACCCGGCCAACCGCACACCGCCGGGAUCGGGAUGUUGCACGGUCGAAAGCAACAUGGGAUGGCGUUAUCUCGUCCUCAUCAUCGGCGCCAUGACGCUCUUCGUCUUCUUCCUCCGCUUCGUCGUCUUCAAGUUCCACGAGUCGCCCAAAUUCCUCCUCUCCAAGGGCCGCGAGCAGGAGGCAAUCGACGUCUUGCACAAGAUUGCCAAGUUCAACCGCGCUCCCCCUCCCACCCUUACCGUCCAGCACUUUGCAGAGCUCGAGCAGGCGGAGACAGGCUACUCGGACCGGUCAGCCAUCGUUGACGGUGGCCACCCCCCCGGAUUCUUCCCGUCGCUCAAAUACGUCACCAAGAACUCUAUUCAUUCCCUGGCGCACAUGAAGGGGCUGUUCACCAACAAACUCCAGCUCUUCAUCUUCAUCCUCCUCGCCAUCACGUAUAUGGGAGACUACUGGUCGUUCAACCUCGCGGGCGCCUAUCUCCCCCUCCUCCUCCUCAGCUUCAACGUCCAAACCGGCGGAACAGUCACCGAGACCUACCGGCAGUAUAUUUACAUCUACCUCCCAGGUAUCAUCGGCUCCAUUCUCGCCAUGUUCUCGGUCCAGCUUCCGCUGGUCGGGCGCAAGUGGAGUUUGGUGUUCUCGGCGGCCAUGCAGGGUUUGUCGAUGGCGUUGUACACGCAGGUGCGGACGACUAGGAGUUACGUCGGGCUCAACGCUUUGGAGUACAUUAUGCAGACAUACUUCAAUGCUGUCCUGUACGCCUCAGCUCCCGAGCUGUUCGACACCGCCUACCGUGGCUCUGCCUCCGGUAUGCUCUCAUGCCUCGGUCGUCUCGCCGGUAUCGUCGCUCCCUUUGCCGGUCAGGCGUUCUACGACCCCACAACCGGGCUGUCUACUGGCGGCAUCUUGUGGCUCGGUGCGGGCGGUAUCUGGCUCUCGGCACUGAUGAUGGUGUUCUUGCCGGUGGAGAUGAGGAACAGGCAGAUGUUCUAG
Messenger RNA from Dioszegia hungarica, 1734 nucleotides. Its product is annotated as sugar transporter-like protein. Gene Ontology annotation, biological process: transmembrane transport. Gene Ontology annotation, molecular function: transmembrane transporter activity. Gene Ontology annotation, cellular component: membrane. The coding region runs from base 1 to 1734 and encodes 577 amino acids. Lineage: Eukaryota; Fungi; Basidiomycota; Tremellomycetes; Tremellales; Bulleribasidiaceae. The transcript has 7 exons. The record is from RefSeq and is a predicted model, not a curated record.